UUGUCAUUCUUGUUUUGUCAGUCAAUAAGCAUUGAAAAUAAAGGAAAAAUUAAAAAAUUGUAAUGUUCUUAUAACUUAUUUGUGUAUAAUGCCAAAAAAUGAAUUAAAAAAUACCAUUAAUUUUGUAACACAAAACGAAUGCUCGUAAACUUUAAGCUGCAAUUGAUAACCUCUAAACACAUGUACGGUAAACGAGUGUUAUUGCAAUCAGUAGUUAGAUUUAAUAAUUACACAGUUCGUCAUUAUCAAAAGAAAAAGACUCAAAGGCUGUUGGAAUUUUUAGCCGACAUGCCUAAACCGAAUACGUCAAGAAUUAUGGACGCACAGCGUCAGAGGCAGCAGAUAUCCAAAAAGGCACAAAACUACGUUCCCAGUACAAUAUAUCUACAGGUUGUGGGUUCUGGUGCUCGAGGAGUUCCCAACACACUAUAUCUCUUUACGGACCAAAAGCGAUAUCUUUUUAAUUGUGGAGAAUCAACACAACGGUUAGCACAUGAACACAAAGUAAAGCUGACAAGGUUAGACCAUAUUUUUAUCACAAACAAGACAUGGAAGAACAUAGGUGGACUACCUGGCCUCUCACUAACUCUUCAAGAUGUUGGUGUACCUAAUAUCACUUUACAUGGACCUCAAGGUUUGGAUGAACUUUACAAAGCCACAAAGAGGUUUGUAAUAAUGAAAGACAUGAAUGUAACAUUAGCUCCAUGCAGUCCUUCUGAAGAUUUUACUGAUAAUGUCAUGACUGUUAAAUAUGUUUUAUUACGGCCGGAAAACAUUCUCAAACCAGAUAUGAAUCCACCAAAGAAACCCAAACUCAGCAGUGAUACGACAAGUGCGGCGUUUGAGGAGUUCAUACAUGACGAGACUGAUUACUACAAUCCUGAUGUACGGAAUAUGGAGGAGAAGAAAAACAGUAAACAAAGAAAUAAAUCACCAGAAAAAGUUUCAGAAUCAGUACGGAAAAAGGCUGAGAGAGCACUUCACGAAUUGGAAGGGAAAUCACAGUGUACAGUGGCUUAUAUUUGUACUUUAAAGAAAAGGCUCGGCACAUUAGAUUUGGCAAAGUGCGUCGAGAAAGGGGUUAAACCGGGACCAUUGUUAGGGCAACUUAAAAAUGGCCAUGAUGUGAUACUUCCCGAUGGCAGUCAUGUUAAAUCUAAAGACGUGAAGACACCAGACGAUCCGGGACCUGUAUUUAUUGUGCUAGAAGUGCCCGAUAUAUCUUACCUUACAGUGGACGAUUUCUCUUCGCAUUUUGACAAUGGACUUAAUUCAAUGGAGAACAUACCAGCGCUUGUCGUUCAUUUCACACCGCCUCAUGUCUUCAGACAUCCAAUUUACCGGAUGUUCGUGUCGAAGUUCGGCAGCAGCACGCAGCACCUGGUGCUGAACGAGGAGAACUCCUGCCUGGGGUCGGAGGCGGUGCACCGCACGCAGCACCGCCUGCACGUGCUGGACGCGGACGUGUUCCCGCUGCUGCGGGACGCCACCAUCCCCGCCGUCUGGAACUCGCACCCGCCCACUGACGGCGUGCUCGGCAAGGCUAAUUGUAUGGAGGAACUCAAGAAUAGAAUCGCUUUCGCCCAGUUUCAAAACAUAAUAAGAAUGGAAGAAAUGAGUAAAGAUAAUAUAACUGAAUGCACGGAGGCCAAGUAUGACUUCAUCACGGGAAGAACCCUCACUAUAUUUCACUUGAGGCCGAAAAAAUGUCUCGAUAGAUCAGCGGAACCAAAACUUCAUGUCCAAGAUUACAUAAAAGAGACGAUGGAAGUGGAAGGUUUCUCUAAAAGUCUAGAACAAUACCGAGAGAUUGUCAGCAAGAUGGGAUCUAAGAAGGAUAUGUACAAAGCUGAAUAUCCUAAAGUGAUAUUCCUCGGCACCGGCUCUUGCAUCCCCAGCAAGACGAGGAACACCAGCGCUAUAGUCAUACAAAUAGAUGAAAACAGGUCAAUGUUGUUGGACUGCGGCGAGGGCACGUUCGGCCAGCUGGUGCGCUUCUUCGGCCCCAAGCGAGUCAACAACUUCCUCAGGACUCUCAGAGCCGUCUACAUAUCGCAUUUACACGCAGACCAUCAUAUGGGUCUGAUAGGCGUGGUGCAGGCGCGGCGCGAGGCGUUCUCGGAGCAGAGCCGGCUGCCGUACGAGCCGGUGCAGCUGCUCGCGCCCGGACAGAUCGUCACCUGGCUGCUGCUCUACGACCAGCAGUUCGAGAACAUAAGGGAUGAUUAUGCGUUAAUCACCAAUCAGAGCUUGCUAGAGGCGAAGUCCAACUCGCUAGGUACGGAGAUGACGCCGGCGGCGCUGUCUCGCAUCGGGGUGCAGCACAUCCGCACCUGCCUGGUGUCGCACUGCCCCAACGCCUUCGGGGUCGCCAUUGACGUUGAUGGACACCACAAGAUCACCUACUCCGGUGAUACUAUCCCCUGCAAGGAACUCAUCACCAUUGGACAAAACUCAACUCUGCUGAUCCACGAAGCGACAAUGGAGGAUGAAUUGGCUGAGGAGGCUCGCACUAAGAUGCACUCGACUACCUCGCAGGCGAUACAGAUGGGUCGGCAGAUGUGUGCAAAGUACACUGUGCUUACCCACUUCUCGCAGCGGUACGCGCGCCUGCCGCGGCUCAGCGCGCACAUACUGCAUGACAACGCCAGUGUUGGCGUCGCCUUUGACAACAUGCAGAUAAGGAUGAAGGAUCUAGAAUUGCUGCCGUACAUGUACGCGCCGCUGCAGCUAAUGUUCGCGGAGCACUGCGUGGAGCUGGAGGUGAAGGCGGCUCACCGCGCGCGCCGCCGCGACCGCGCCACCGGCAGCCCGCCACCUGCCGUUCGUAUAAGCGUUACUUCAAUGAAGGGUUACGGUGGUAAAGAACGUCAGCAAACUUGUCCUGGCCCCGGACGAAUGCAAAGGACAAAUGAGAAAGGCAAAGGGCAACCUUCGAUUUAUCGGAAUACUGAUACUCCGAGAGCAUCGGACAGAUUCAGUCGGAUAUCCAAUUUGGCAAAAUUUGGCACACCAGUGCGUGAACACAGCGGGUCGUCGACAAGGAGCGUGGAACAUCGCAGACCGUACAGACCAGCGUCUGCUGAGUCUAGUCGAGGCGCUCUUACUCGCGAUAGGAGUGCAUCGUCGAGCAAAAGUACAGGAUCACGUGGACGUAAUCAGACCACUUUCCCUGCUACUUGCGCUGUAAAUAAAAGUAAGACAUUCGUCAUAUAGGCUUGUAUUUGUUCC
Messenger RNA from Papilio polytes (common Mormon), 3231 nucleotides. It is a transcript of the gene RNaseZ, whose product is annotated as ribonuclease Z, mitochondrial. Gene Ontology annotation, cellular component: mitochondrion. The record is from RefSeq and is a predicted model, not a curated record. Gene Ontology annotation, molecular function: 3'-tRNA processing endoribonuclease activity. Gene Ontology annotation, biological process: mitochondrial tRNA 3'-end processing. Lineage: Eukaryota; Metazoa; Arthropoda; Insecta; Lepidoptera; Papilionidae. Bases 139 to 3216 code for a protein of 1025 amino acids. The transcript is spliced from 19 exons.